Molecule: messenger RNA, 1156 nt
Organism: Manihot esculenta (cassava)
Lineage: Eukaryota; Viridiplantae; Streptophyta; Magnoliopsida; Malpighiales; Euphorbiaceae
Exons: 1
Coding region: 199-1014 (271 amino acids)
Source: RefSeq, a predicted model, not a curated record
CCGCAAAUACGUCUCUUCACUCGCCGGUCUCCUUUGCCAUCUUCCUCACCUAAACUUGAAACUAAAAGAGUUACCAAACAAAAAUCUCAGCUCACACUCACUGUCUUCGCUUUCCUUCUCUGCGCAAUUCUCCGUUCAUCUUCAAGCCUCUCCAAAACCCUAACCACUAACCCCUCCUCUGAUUCAUUUCCUCUGAAAAUGUCAUCUUUUGAAUUUGAUAUUGUCAAGGCUGAGAAAGCUGACGCCAUGAGAAGAUACAAGAGAGAUAGAAUCUCUAUAUUCUCUUUUCGUUUGGCCGGAGCCUUCACUCUCGUUUGCUGCUCCUUCACGUGGCUUCCACUCGUCCUUGAGAUGGCCUCUGCUUAUCUCUCCGUUUUGAACCACCAAUUCUCCGUUUUCCUCAUCAUAAACGCGUUUGUUUUUGUUAUCUAUCAUUUAUCUGCCGCCGCCACCGCCGGAAACAACGAUUCCGUUUCUCAGCCUGAUCUUUACGAUCAGUACGUCUCUUUCUCCUCCUCCUGUCGCCGGAGAAGAACUGUCAACGAGGAUAAACAAUUGAUAGUAUUCUCACUGGCGGCAGUGGAGGUUCAGCCUGACGAGAAUACCUUUCAAAACAAACAGAUCGUUCAUAGCGAGAAUGCUGACUGUGCUCCAGCGGAGAAGAAUCCAGUCAGUGAACUUGCAGUGACAGAAACUUGUAAGGCUGAUAGUGAAGAGAAGAAGAGUUUCAGGAGAACACGAUCAGAGAAAUACUCAGUAGAGAACAUGAAAAUGAGUCAUCGACGAGGACUGCGGCGGUCGGGGACAGAGAACGGAAGAGAAAUGGUAGUCGCCGGUGGACGUACUCUGACGAGAAAGUCGAUGCAGGAAAUGAACAGCGAAGAGUUUAGGCUUACAAUUGAGAGUUUCAUCGCUAGUAAAAGGAAGAUUUUAAGGGAUGAGAAUUUUGCUGUUUUAAUGGAAGAGAAGGAUUCAUCCUGUAAUUACCAAAAUCACUUGUAUGUGAUUAAUUAGUUAAAAAAAAAUAGUAAUUAGAAAGUAAGAAAUUAGGGAUUUGAAAAAUUAAAUUCUGCCUUUAUUUUACAUUAAUAGGUACGAGGGAGACCCUCUGUGCAUAUAAUUAUAUUGAAUUUUUAUUUUAUAAAGACUUCACAUU